This is a messenger RNA of Dermacentor silvarum, 883 nucleotides long. Its product is annotated as glutathione S-transferase 1-like. Lineage: Eukaryota; Metazoa; Arthropoda; Arachnida; Ixodida; Ixodidae. The transcript is spliced from 6 exons. Bases 191 to 841 code for a protein of 216 amino acids. Gene Ontology annotation, molecular function: glutathione transferase activity. Gene Ontology annotation, biological process: glutathione metabolic process. The record is from RefSeq and is a predicted model, not a curated record.
GAAAGCAGGGGGAGGGGGUGCCGCCGGGCAAGCCACGCCGACGCCGCCUUCCCCCAAGGACAACCACGGGAUCCACUGCUCCUCUGAUACCGGGCGAGAACGGAGCAGACACCGGCUUGUUGUUGCACGGAACGCCAGCAUCCAUUUUGGAGCAUUUGCCUCGUGCAGAGCACCACCGACCCCCAGCGCGAUGCCGUACACCCUGUACAACCUCUACGGCAGCCCGCCGUGCGCCUUGGUGAGGAUGCUGGCGAAGCACAUCGGCGUUGGUUUGGAGCUGAAGAACGUAGACACCUUCAAGCGCGAGCACUUAGCGCCGGAACACCUCAAGUUGAAUCCCUUCCACAAGAUUCCAACUUUCUCUGAUGAUGGCUUCAUUAUAUAUGAAAGUUCGGCUAUCUGCUACUAUCUGCUGAGAAAACACGCCCCCGAGAACGAGCUCUACCCGAACUGCCCCAGGGCCCGUGCGCGUAUCGACCAAGCUCUCGCCACGAUUACCAGCACCAUCCAACCUCACUACUUCAAGUUCUUGAUACCGCGCUUUUAUAAAUUGAAGAAGCCCACAGCAGAGAAUGUGGAGCAGUUUGAGGAGAACGUGGUCAAGGGUUUCGAGCACGUACUGGGAGACGGAAACUACGUGCUGGGUGACAAGCUCAGCGUCGCUGACCUCAGCUUGGUGGCUCACCUCGCCUUUGUUCUUGAGGUGCCUUUCCUGGAUGCUGAAAAGUACAUAAAACUGAAGGCCUACUACGAUCGCCUGAAGGUGGAACUGCCGUACUUCGAAGCAGUGAACCGGCAAGGAAUCUCCACCUUGGUGACCCUUUGCGCCGGUUUGAAAUAGAUUUCGGUGGCAUUAAUGUCACACCGUUCUGAAAAUAAACAC